UAGAGAUGAAUGCAUGGUGGUGGGAACCCAAGAGUCAUAAGGAUGUACUCAUUCCAGCACUUCUUUCAUUUUCUGUCGUCAUAAUCUGGUGGUACAUAUGGUCUCAUAAUAAGGUAAUUUCUAAGCUACCACCGGGUCCUCAAGGGUUACGUAUUGUUGGAAACCUCCCAUUCGUUCAUCCAGAAUUGCACGGGUACUUCUCCAAAUUAACCAACAAAUAUGGACCAUAAUUAAGGUCAAAUUAGGUAGCAGUCUUGUUGUCGUUUUGAGCUCACCAGAAUUCGCUGAAGUUGUGCUUAAAGAAUUUGACUCAACCUUUGCCAACCGUUAUCUUACGGUAGCAGGAGCGAUCAUGAGCCAUGGUGGUUCCGACAUAUCAUUUGCUAAUGGUCUUCAAUGGCGAAAAGUGCGUUCAUUUUGCGUUCGAGAAUUCCUAAGUAAAGACACCCUAAACUCCUUGUCGACUCUUCGCCAGCAGGAAAUCCGAAGAACCUUGAGAAGUUUGUAUGCAAAGGUUAACACUCUGGUAUACAUAAGACAAGAAAUGCAUCCGACUAUGCUUAAUGUGAUAAUGAACAUGCUGUGGGGUGGCACAUUUAAUGAUGAAGACAAGAUUAGAAUUGGCUUGGAGUUUGGACGUGUAGCUGAAGAAGUUGUGGAAUACGUAGGGAAAACCAAUAUUUCUGAUUUUUUUCCUAUUCUAGCAAGGCUCGAUUUACAAGGAAUAGAACGACGAAUGAAAGAGCUUGUUUCGUGGUUAGAUUCAUUCUUCUGCUCUAUAAUUGAACAAAGGACGAAUAUUAUGGAGAUCAGGAUGGCAAGAAUGAAUUUAAAGAUAUUUUACAAAUCUUUCUACAACUUCAGGACCAAGGAGAAUCCAGAACUCCUUUUACCAUUACCAACCUCAAGGCUUUGUUUACGGAUUUGGUGGUCGUCGGUACAGAUACAUCCGGGGUGACAGUAGAAUGGGUGAUGGCCGAGCUAUUGAAACAUCCAAAAAUUAUGAAAAAUGCCAAAGAAGAGUUGAACAAUGUUGUCGGGAGAAACAAAAACGUAGAAAAAUCACAUAUAUCCAGAUUACCAUAUUUAGGUGCAAUUCUAAAAGAAACACUUCGUUUAAACCCCGUUGGACCGCUCUUGGCUUCUAGGUGCCCAAGUUCGUCUUGCAACGUAAGAGGCUAUGUGAUCCCUAAAGGUGCUCAAGUUUUUGUCAAUGCAUGGGCAAUUCAAAGAGACCCCAAAUAUUGGGAUAACCCAUUAGAAUUCCAACCAGAGAGGUUCUUGCAGGGCACCACCAACAAAGCUGAUUUUAUUGGAAACGAUUUCCGAUAUAUUCCAUUUGGUUCUGGCAGGAGGAGAUGUGUGGGUAUUCCUUUAGCAGAGAGGAUGGUACCUUAUGCACUAGCUUCUCUUCUGCAUUUAUUUGAAUGGAGAAUUCCAGAAGGUGAGGAGAUUGAUCUCUCAGACAAAUUUGGUAUCGUUUUGAAGAAAAACACACCUCUACAUGCAAUCCCAUUUCCAAGAUUAUCUGAUCCAAGCCUCUAUGUUUAGAAUGUUCUGUAUAUCCUACUUGUAAGUCAAUAAUAGACUCUGCUUCGUAUGAACAAAUAGUAAAUAAGAUUAAUCCAUAUGACAUCUUUGGUCCAGUCCCAAUUCUAAAGCAACAGAUGACGAGGUAUACCGUUUUGGUGAAGAGGGUGGUAAGGUAAGCUCAAAAAGCAGGUAUCUACUAUCUGUCAUAAAACUGGCUCAUAUGCCUGAAGAAUUAGAAUUUAUCAAAGCCAUAAAAAAGAGACAGUAACACAAAAACAAGGUAUUUUAGAAUACCUUUUUUCCUCUCUUUCAUAUCCAUCUUUACCAAGCCUUGAACCCAUGAACCUAUGGUGGGUAACUAAACUAUGAACCACUAAGGCCAAGGAGGCUUGGUGCCAAAUUGUUGACUAUUUUACUAACUAAUGAGUGCUCUAAUUUGCAAUGAGGAUGAAAAAAAUUAUAGAACAAUUAAGAUAAGUUUUUGCUUUUUAUCUUCUUGCUAAUAACCAUUUCAAGAUAAGUUUUUGUUUUUUCUCUUCUUGCUAAUAACCAUUUCAAGAUUAAAACACUAAAUUAUCACUCUCUCCUGUUAUACCUUGUCAUACCUUGGGGAUUGGGGAUGCUAUAUAUAUACUCUUUCCUAAUUCGAACAGGUUACUGAGAAUUGUAGAGGAGCUAUAAUCGAAGGAAAUUGUAAGACCGUCACUGAAGUGGAGUGGAUAAAGAGUAGGAGCUGGAAAAAUGUUGUCAUUGAAGGAGAUUGUAAGACUGUCAUUCAAGGAGUGACUUCAAAUUUUAUUAACUCUAGCUGGCAGGACCAUAAUCUUCUUUCGGAUAUUAGUAGGACAAUAGAAUCUAUUAGUAGUAUCAAAUGUGUUUUCUUUCCAAGGACUAAUGAAACGACUGAUGGACUAGCCAAAAAUGCCAAAAAGAAUAUAAUUGUAACCAAGUGUGGGCUGAGA
This is a messenger RNA of Papaver somniferum (opium poppy), 2495 nucleotides long. Its product is annotated as flavonoid 3',5'-hydroxylase 1-like. The transcript is spliced from 2 exons. Gene Ontology annotation, molecular function: oxidoreductase activity, acting on paired donors, with incorporation or reduction of molecular oxygen; monooxygenase activity; heme binding. Lineage: Eukaryota; Viridiplantae; Streptophyta; Magnoliopsida; Ranunculales; Papaveraceae. The record is from RefSeq and is a predicted model, not a curated record. Bases 353 to 958 code for a protein of 201 amino acids.